AUGGACGCCCUCUGGUCUGCCACGGAACACUUUCUCAACUCAGUCGCCAUCCUCACGCUCGGCCUCACCCUCGACUUUGUCGCGGCACCGCCGCUCGGCCACCCGGUGCCAAUCUGCAGCCUUGCCACCGCCGACGGCUUCACAGCGCUCGCGGCGGCGUACGUCGUGCUUUCCGUGAGCCACCGCGCCGCGAUCACGCCGUGGGGCAGCGGCGCUGUGCCGAUGACCGCCCAGACCUUGGCGCUCUGUGUCAUUGGGCUGCUGUGUGCGCCGCGUGUCGCACUCGGCGCCGUGGCAAUCUACGUGUCGGUCGGCGUGGCUGCGGCGUGGCUCCCAUCCACCUCUGGGCGCCGACGGCUCGAGGGCUACGGCCCGAGAAUAACGGGCGCCGCCGCCGGCUUUGUCGUCGGCUUCCUGCCCGCCACCGCCCUCGUCGCAAAGUCCUCGGCCGGGAGAGCGAGGCCGCUGCCCUUCCAGCUUGGCCUUGCCGCCUCCGCCGCGGCGCACUGCGUCAUCCUCGCGUGCGGCGCGGCGGGGCUGGCCGCGCGCAAGCGGCUCGGUGCGCGCGCCGUCCUCGACGCGGCGGUGAGGCCGUACCUGCCCGGGCUGCUGGUCAAGUCGGCGCUAGCGGCCGGGCUGGCGGCGGGCGCGGCGCCGGGGCGGGCGUGGGAGGCGAUGUGUGGGGGGGAGGAGGCGUGA
Messenger RNA from Emiliania huxleyi CCMP1516, 699 nucleotides. RefSeq lists its product as hypothetical. Gene Ontology annotation, biological process: biotin transport. Gene Ontology annotation, molecular function: biotin transmembrane transporter activity. NCBI's taxonomy places the organism in Eukaryota, Haptophyta, Isochrysidales, Noelaerhabdaceae. The record is from RefSeq and is a predicted model, not a curated record. The transcript has a single exon. Bases 1 to 699 code for a protein of 232 amino acids. Gene Ontology annotation, cellular component: plasma membrane.